CAACAUACCAACCAGGGUGUGAUCCACUAAGGACACUUGCGCUAUAAAAUUAACAAUAAAAUUCUGAAAAACAACCUCGUAAAAACCGAUACAACCAAAAAAACGGCCAAAAUAUUGUGAAAAACGCAGCCAAAUGUUUCAGUGAUCGAAAUCAUAUUAAACUUUCUUUCUCGCCUAUGCAAAAUGGCGUGUUAGAAAAUGGACGAGAACACACCUAAAAUGCCACUAAAGGAAAUACAUUAUUUAGAAAUUGUUUGAGUUGGAUAGUUUUCAAAGUGCGCGAAGAAGAAGACGAUAUGCACCCCUCCGCCAGGUGACGCUGCCGCUUACACCCGCGGAACAUGUCAUGGGACUCAAUCGAGUCGCGCGACUUCCUCGGCGGGGUGCCGGCGCACCAACUGUCGGCUACGCGGCUGCUCAGCUCCCCUGAUCCGUCGCGACAUCACAUAGAAGAUCCACCGGAACUGUUUCCGUUCUCAGAGGAGUACCCGACGGAAGGGCGCAAUGGUGCGAUCCGCUGGGGCUCCCGCUUCGGCCCGGCGCACCGGCCCUCUGCCGGCGUGCUCGAGUGCUUCCGCGUCUGCAGAUCGCGCAUCGACCAAUAUCUUGCCAGGAGAAAGAUCGAGCGUGGAGUCCGUCUGUACGGGCAGAACGAGCAACGCUUGGCGGUGAAGGUGUGGCUGUCAGCACUCCGCGGCGUGCGACAUCGGAGCGACAAGUUCGCUUUGUUAGGACAUCUCUAUCAGGCUUACAUGGACUUUGGGAAAUACAGAGAAUCUCUGGAAUUCGCGAACAGACAGCUUGGCAUAUCCGAGGAGCUGGACUCGGCUCCAAUGAGAGCUGAGGCUUAUCUCAACCUUGCUCGCACUCAUCAGACCUUGGGAGGACUUGACAGAGCUCUUUCCUACGCUCGUCACGCUUUAUACAACGACUGUGGCGGCGGCUCCACGGCAGGAUGUGUACAUCUCACAGUUGCUGCAGUGAGCUUGGAGCUAGGAGCCUUCUCCAAGGCGAUGGAUGGCUUUCAGAAGGCUUUAGCCGUGGCUCAGGCGCAGAAUGAUAACACGCUCUUAUUACAGGUGUACGUCGGUCUGUCAGAACUAUGGCGACGUCUCCGCGAUACUGAACGCGCAGUGGCUUGCGCUGCUCGCGCAUGCGAUCUCGGCCGCGGUCCACGAUCAACUGACCUCAACACGCGGCAUCAUCGCACCGCAUUAUUGCAAAUGGCGGCUGCAUUGCGCGCGAGAGGCGAGCUAGGAGAUGCGCAUGAUUAUUGUAAUGAAGCGCUACGCUUAGCAGCCGUGGCGGGUGACCAGGGUUGCUAUGUGCGCGCCGUGAGGAUUUCUGGCGAUGUUUAUAGAAGAAAAUGCGAUUACGGAAAGGCACUUAGAAACUACGAAGUGGCAAUGGGAGCUACGCAGACGCUUGGAGAUCGUUUAGCUCAAAUGGAAGCAAUGGAUGGAGCGGCGAGAUGCUUAGAGGCGUUGAGACUGCAAGGACGCAUAUGUAACUGUCGACCAUUGGAGUUCAACACACGGCUCUUAGAGGUCGCUACAUCCGUUGGUUCGAAGAUGCUAGUACGUCGUGUCAGACUUCGCCUGGCAGAAAUCUACACAGCUUUGGGGGACAACAACGCAGCGGCCAGACAGAAGCGCGCGGCUGGUGCCUGGGCUGCACCAACCUGCGCCAGGUGCAGAGAACCGCUUGCCGAACGAGCGGAGCCGCUCGCUUCGCUGCCUUGCGCACAUAUUGUGCACCACGCCUGCAUGCCCGAGUCAUGGUCGCGGCGCUCGACACGUAGCUCUGGAGGCGCAGAGUGUCUGGAGUGUGCCUCGCCCCGAGCGCCGCGCGUACCACCACCAGCUCCUCCCGCGCCUAGAAGCUUACCGUCACAAGUGGAUUUCCCAUUUGGCACACCACCAACCUUGCGCGAGUCAGAUUUGAACUCUGUACUCUCCGACCACAGCAGCCAGCAAGCCACGUCCAGCGUUUAAUUUAAUUUGAACUCUAUUUUUAUAAAAACAAAGGUCUUAUUCUUUUACUUACUAUUUCCCUAAUUGAUCCUCACAGUAGGUAGUUAGCUACUCUAUACAAAUUGAAAAUACGCUUAAUAAGACAGUCACCAGGAGACGUAAUAUUUUUUUAUUUAUUAGAUUGUUUGUCACACACGUUAUAAAACUUGUAAAUAUCUGCUGACAAUCGUUUUUCAGACUACAAAAUAUACGUCUUUAGUAUUUCUUUAUUUCAAUCUACACAAUCAUGUUUAACUAUACUACCUAAUUUAGCCUUCUAACUGGAUGCCACUGAUUUUUAAUCUUCUCUCUCUGUCUUUACGACGUAUUUAUUCCUCAUUGCUCAGGGCCGUGACAUCUUCAAGUUAAUCACAUAAUGAAAGGGGUUUUUGGAUAAUAAUACGUUGGGUUUACACAGAUCCUUCCACAUUGACUCAACAAAAAGUAUGGGAUUUCAACUAUUUUUAUCAGAUGUUGGUGUAAAUUACUGGGACCUACGGUUUCACCUGCUCUUCGAGACACGGGGCAAAUGUAAAGCUUCAAAGUUGGUCACCCAUCCAGUUACUGCCUUGGGUCAACGUUGCCAAGCCAGCGCAAAAUAUGCACUGCCGCAACUAGGCCCAUGCUCCUCAACGUUUCAUCCUCUGCAUAUCACGUAUGUCGUAUAUGUUAGGCUGAAGAAGUACCUAGUCAUCUAGAUAAUAUUAUUACUAAACUGUUGCGAUGAUGUUGAUAAAAGCGUCGACAUAAGUAGAAAAUGGACGCCUGAAAGGAUUUGCAAUGUCUUAAUAAGAUUUUUAAAUAUAGGAAAAAAGAAUAUUUUGAAAAAAUUGUUAUUUAUUAAUUUUUAAUUUAUUAAUAUAUGUAAUUUGUAUAUGAUAAUAAAUGUUUUUGCGAAAAGUGAUAUGGGAAAAUAUGUGACGAAAAUGAAAAAUAUACCUAAUAUAAAUAUUAAAAAGGAAGGAAAUGUCCAUAUCUAUUAAAUUUGUGUUUAAAAAAUAAGAUUUAAAAUACCUACGCUUUAUCGAAAUAACUAUUUUAUUCUGAUGAAAUGUUGAUGUCACAGAUAUUAUAAUGUAUUAUUAUGUAUUUGUCGUAUACAUGUCGUAAUUUAAGAUAGUAUAAAUGUAUAUUUAAUGUUAGGUUUUGUGAAAUUUAAUGACGCUUGUAUCGUGAUAUAUAUAUGUUGCUACUAAUAAUAUAAUUGAAUUACGUUGUAGUUAUAUCGUAAACCAUCGAGUUUUCGAAUGCUUAUCAAAAGCAAACAAAAUGAAAAUUUACUUUAAAUUAAUAAACUACUAUAAGUUGUUUGCAUUACAACAGUAGUUAAAAUAAAGUAGGUGAAUAUUUUGUAUUUUAUUAAAAACUUAAACACACAUUAAGCAAAUUUUGAAGUUAAAAAAUAUAUUUUAUACCUACUUCGUAAUAAAAUAAACAUCUCGAAGAAAGAUAAAUAUUUGAAACCACGAACUGCCAACCCAUUUCUUGUGGUCAAUUAAGAAAAUAAAAUUUAAAAUAAUAAAGGUACUUAUAGAAAAGCACUGGUUUUGUAAACACUUAAAAGUUGUUGAAGAUAAACUAGGUAGGUACCUACAUCAAUGCACAUAAAAUGAAAGUUCCGUUUUUAGUUGAAAAAUAUUAUUUUCAUACCUAUUUAUUCAUUGGUAGACAAGUAAACAAGUACGAAAUUAAGAUAUUACAUGAAACUCUCAUAAAUCAAAUUACCUAAUUACAUUCAAGUAGAAUUUCAUAUUUCACGAUAGUUUUUUUUUUGCAUACUUGUAUAACUUUUGUAUAAAAUAUUUUUACUUGGAUAAUUUUGUUAAAUAAGUGAUAAUUAAUUACUAUCUAAACAAAAAUACUUAAAGCAUUUAUUGUUAAAGUAACAUACAGAGAUAACUUAAAUAUGAAUGUCGCACAUAAUAUUAAAAGAAAAAAUAUUUGAAUUGAAUAGUGAUAUUAAUAAGAGGUAUAAAAAUAGAUAGAAGGCAAUAUUGAAUUUAAUUUAUUCUUGUAAAAAAUAUACUUAUAUUUAAUAAAAAUCUUCUUAUUAUAUUGUGUAAAACAGUAUUUCUUAAAACUUCUACUGCUUACACUUAGUUAAAAUAAAUCUCACUGUUUAUAGAAACUCGACUUAUGGCAUGUUGCCCGAUGAGAAGGUAAAGCAAUAAAAGAAAAUAUAUACCUCAUAAGUAGUAGUUAUUUUCUGUCUAUGAUGAAUAUUAUUUCAGUGUCAAUAAAACAUUUUUUGUGAAAGUAUGAAAUAUGAAUGGAAGUUAAAAUAGCUGAUUAAUUUAUAAUAGAAUUUAUGUAUAUUAUUUCAAAAAUAAAUUAUGUAUUUUUUCUUGCACCCUAUAUAGUUCAUAUUUUUUUUUUUCAAAUUCUACACUUCUAUUAGAUAGAAAUGUUUUAACAGUCAUUAACAAUUAUAAUUUAAUGUAACAGUAUUUAUUAUAUUACGUUUUAUUUUAAUAUCUCAAUACAUACUUAAUUAUAUACUUAUAACGAAAUUAAUAUUUUGCCUGUGUAAAACACUCAUGUGUUAAAAUUAUAUUUCAAUUUUGUAGUGUAUAUCUUUAGUAUUUUGACACUUAUAAUUUAAUUGAUAAAAUCUAUCUCAACGUUAUUCUACUAAUAAAUCUAUAAAAACAAAGUACUAUUUAAUAGUAAAAUGAACUGUAAAUAUAUAAUCUAAAUUCUACUUAUAUAAUUAAUGUGUACCUGAAAAACUCCUCGAAAAUAAUGUAAUACCAUUAAUAAAUAAUUUGAUUUUUCAUCGUGUAUAAAAUCACGUAAUAACUUGGAUAGUUAAGUUUCAUAACAUUAGACUAUUAUUCUAAUGGCAUACUUGCCUUUUUCUUUAAUCUCUCUUGUUUGUUUCAAAUUCCCAUACAAGUUGUAACAUUACCAAAUACUUAUCUUUGAUAACGCAUACACUUUGAAUUGUAGUGUGCACUAAUGGCGUAGACUUGUGUCUCGUACCUAUAAUAAUAAUCUAUAAUAAUUUUGACAAUGCGCUCAUUUUCAUCGGUUUUUAAUUUUUUUAUUAUUUUUAUGAAAUUCCCCACUGCGUCCUUUUUGUAAUUUAAAAUGAUGACGCUUAAAUAGAAUUUAAAACUGAGAUGAAAAUUAAGGGUAUUUAUUUUAUCCCACUGUCAUUAUAGAUUAAUGUAAUGAAUUUCGAGAAAAAUAUUACUUGCUAUUAAUAAAACAUGUUACUAAAUAUUAACAAUUCACUAAGUCCACCACAUACCAGAAAAAAAGAAAUUGUUAUAUAAUAAAACAUGUAGUUGUGAUUUUGGCGUUGUGUUUAUCUAUCAUUUUAGAUAAAAAUAUGUAAGAGUAUAAAAUAUAAUUAUUGUUCGUUAUAUUUUAAAUUUUAAUUGAA
Maniola jurtina (meadow brown) is the source of this 5400-nucleotide messenger RNA. Its product is annotated as 43 kDa receptor-associated protein of the synapse homolog. Gene Ontology annotation, molecular function: acetylcholine receptor binding; protein-membrane adaptor activity. Bases 342 to 1994 code for a protein of 550 amino acids. Gene Ontology annotation, biological process: chemical synaptic transmission. The record is from RefSeq and is a predicted model, not a curated record. The transcript is spliced from 14 exons. Lineage: Eukaryota; Metazoa; Arthropoda; Insecta; Lepidoptera; Nymphalidae.